CGUGUCUCCAAUUCCAAAGCCUGGGGUUCUUCGUUGCUCCGCCUCGUUGUUCGCGGUGCUAGUCAGUCGGAUGCUGCUUUCCUCUUCGAGUCGAUCUCCUUUUGUUCUCCAGAAAUCUUCUUAUCCACGGGUGAGUCCAGAUGGCCAGUGGUACACGCUCCGGAAAAAAUCUGAAGAAUGAAGACACCCACAGCAUAAGAUGUAGAAGUGCUGGGGUGAAGUCUAAAGAUACAGAAGAUUUAAGUACUUCUGGUACAACAAGAAAUGGUUCAAAGCCUAGGACCAAGAAUGGUGAUCAGAAGGAUCUCAGAAAUCCAACCAGCUCUGGUUCUGCCGCUACUGACUCAUACAGCUUGAGGAGCUCAAUGAGGAAAACAGUAAGAAAAUCAGAGAGGCUUGAAAAACAGAACUUGUCACCUCCUUCAGGCACCAGUAAGUCAGAAAGAGAAAGAAAAGAAGGGCCAUCAAAUACUGUACGAAGGUCUGUGAGGUUUGACAAAGCUGGAGUUUCAACCUCUGUUAUCUCAAAGAAUUCUAGUAAAAGUUCUGGUUCACCAUAUGCAAACAAGAAAAAUAUGGAAUCAAAGAAUGGAAAAGGCAGAGAAGAAAAUAGUGAUACUAUAAUGGUUAGAAAAAGUGCCAAACCAUUAAAAAAGAAGAAGCUAUUGACUGCACGCAGUUAUCGGGCAUUGCUUAGGUCAGAAAAGAAGACUCAAAGAUCAGAUGCUACAAGGAUGCUUGAAAAAGAGGUCUUUGAAUUGGCUAAAGUCAAUUCAGGAGCUGAUGAUUCUGAAGAAGUAUGGGACAAUGCUUCACCACAAGAUGAGUGCGUUGGAGAGAAGGAUUUUGAUUUUAAUGGGAACACUUUUUGUGAGGAUGCUAGAGUAUUGGAAGUGGAAGGGUCUAGUUCUGGCAAUGAUCAUACCUGUGGAAGUGAGCAUCCAGAAUCUAGUCAUUCUAAUAGAAAGCGCAAAAUAAGUGAGUUCAAUGAUGAGGAGACUUCCUCAUAUUCAAAAUGCAAUGAUAAGCUGAGGAAAUCUUCUCCUGUUCAGUUAGUUGUUGAGAAUAUUUGUGAAGAUUCUCAAUGGAAGACAAAUGAAGGCAGUAGAACCAAGGUAGAUUGCUCAGUGCCCAAGGACUUGGUAACCUCAGAAUUAAUUGGGUCCAGUUCUGAGGGGAGGUCCCUUGCUGUUGAUGUUGGUUCGGGAAGUGUGGAUAGAGCUGAGGGUUCCAAAAGGGCAAAAACAGGUGGUGAAUUUGAUUCUGAUGUCUCAGUUUCGCCAUCUAGGAUGGAUGUUGAUUCCUUAUCACCUUCGAUAAGAAGAAAUGUGGACACUAGCCCUUGUAAGUUCUGUGAAAAACUUCAAAGGGCCCAUGAUAAUUCACAACUUCAUGAACUCUGCUCGUGCAAUGUUGGAAUUCAGAGAAAUCUGUCUGUUUUACCUGAGGAUAGAAGGGAACUUGAAAUUGCUGAUUCUGCACAUGGUCCUGAACCCCCAAGUUGUGCUGAUGUGAAAGAGUCUUUGCUAUUGACUCCACCAAAAAUCUGUCCUAAUGCAUGUGUCAUCUGCAAGCAACCUGGACUGUUAUUGUGUUGUGAUGGAAAAGGCUGUAAAAGAAGCUUCCAUCUCUCAUGUCUAGAUCCGCCCCUAGAUGUUGUUCCUCUGGGCAUCUGGCUUUGUCAUUUAUGCAUGAAGAAGAAGCUGGAGGUGGGGGUAUACUCCAUAUCUGAAGGAAUAGAAAUUGUGUUGGAUAAAAAAGAUGCGAUGCAUGGUGAAAAGCAUUAUUAUGUCAAAUAUAAAAACCUCGCCCAUGUACAUAAUCGGUGGAUUCCUGAAAGCCAGUUGCUUGAUGAAGCUCCUUUGCUUAUGGCUAAAUUCAACAGGAAACAUCAGAAGGAAAAGAUCAUAAAUUGGAAAAAAGAAUGGAUCGAGCCUCAGCGCCUGCUGCAGAAACGAUUGCUGAUUCCCCUAGAAUUGGUUGAUGGGGAAUUUUCUGGGCAUGGUGUUAAUCCUUUAUUUUCCCAGUUUGAAUGGUUUGUAAAAUGGAAGGGUUUAGGCUAUGAGCAUGCUACAUGGGAGCUUGGAAGCUCACCCUUUUUAUGCUCACCUGGGGCUAUGAUACUCAAAGAAGAUUUUGAAAGGCGCCACAGAGAGGCAAAGAAGGGAUCUGACCUUUCAAGACCUGACAAGGCUUUGAGUGUGAAGAAAGUUCCUUCUCAGAAACUUUCAACGUUUCCUGACAAGAUCUCAUCAGAGCUUGAUAAUGAUCAUUUAAAUGCUAUCAACCGGCUUUGUGAAUUUUGGCAUAAAUCACGUAAUGCGCUACUCAUUGAUGAUCAGGAACAUAUUAUCAAAUCAAUACUGUUCAUAUCAUCAAUAUAUUUGGACUGCUGUCGACCUUUCCUCAUUAUUUCAACUGUAAAUGCUCUUUCAUCAUGGGAAACUGAAUUCUUACGGCUGGCGCCAUCAAUGAAUGUUGUUGCCUAUUGUGGAAAUAAAGAUGCCCGGAAGAUUAUUAGGACCUUGGAAUUUUAUAACAGUGCUGGUUGCAUUCUGUUUCAAGUACUUUUAUCCAAUUAUGAUGUUGUUGCUGAGGAUUUUGAAAAUUUAGUUUGCAUUGGUUGGGAGGCUAUUAUAGUUGAUUAUUGCCAACAUGCGAGGGUCUCCAAACAUUUUGAACUGCUUAAGAAUCUUUCUUCUGAUUUCAGGCUGCUUUUGUUGAAAUGUCCAUUGAAGGAUAACCUUGCUGAGCACCUGAGCCUGCUCUCAUUCCUUGAUUCAGGAGGAGAGGAGAAUACUAGCAGUUUUAAUCUUGAUUCUGGAGAUUCUGCUGGAACGUUUGCUAUUCUGAAAGAGAGAUUUGCACAUUAUUUGGCAUAUGAGCGCAAAUCAGACUCCUCAAAGUUCACAGAGUUCUGGGUCCCUAUUCAGCUUUCACAUGUACAGCUGGAACAGUAUUGUGCUACUUUAGUUUCAAGCUCAAUUGUUCUUCGUUCAUGCUGUAAAGUUGAUCAUGUUGGAGCUCUUCGUGACAUCCUUAUUUCCACCAGGCAGUGUUGCGAUCAUCCUUACUUGGUUGAUCAACUGUUGCAAAGUUCACUGACCAAUGGUCUUGCAUUAUCUGAAUAUUUGGAUGUUGGUAUAAAGGCCAGUGGCAAACUGCGACUGCUUGAUAAGCUUCUUCAGGAGAUAAAGAAUAGAGGUUUGAGAGUGGUAAUACUUUUCCAGUCGAUUGGGGCUGCUAGGAAUUCUAUUGGUGAUAUUUUGGAUGAUUUUUUGCGUCAGAGGUUUGGUGCUGAUUCCUAUGAACGCGUAGAUAGUGGAUUGAUUAUGUCAAAGAAAUUAGCUGCUCUGAAUAAGUUCAAUGAUAAGAGUAAUGGAAGAUUUGUGUUUUUGAUUGAAAAUCGAGCUUGCCUUCCCAGCAUUAAACUUUCAUCAGUCGAUGCUGUUGUCAUAUUUAACAGUGAUUGGAAUCCACUCAAUGAUUUUAGGGCCCUUCAAAAAAUCAGUAUUGAAUCAGAAUUUGAACAGAUGAAAGUUUUCCGUCUGUAUUCAUCUUUUACAGUGGAAGAGAAGGUCUUAGCAUUCUCUAAACAAGACUCUACUCUUGAGAGCAAUAUUCGGAGCAUAAUUCGUAACCAUAGCCAUUCUUUGCUGAGUUGGGGCGCCACCCACCUAUUCAGCAAACUUGAUGACUUUCACAAACGUGAUGAUUCUGUUGAUUUGCUUGAUAAUUCUGGCGAGGACUUAUUUCUGGAAAAAAUUGUCUCAGAACUUUUGGCACAAUUACCUAAAAAAUUUGAAAAUAACAGCUCAAGUGAUUGCUCAAUUUUAAUCAGAGCACCUCAAAGCGGAGCUUCAUACUCAAGGAACAUUAUCUUGCUUGGUGAAAAAGAAAGAAUUUCUUCUAUGGAUGGAGAUCUUUCAGGGUUCUGGUCAAAUUUACUGGAAGGAAGGAACCCUCGUUGGAAAUACAUUUCUGAACCAUCUCAGAGGAGUCGCAGAAAAGUCCAUUGUGCUGAUUCAUUUGCUAAAUUACCUGAAGCAGAUACUGAAGAAGUUAGGAAAAAACGUAGGAAAAUUGUUAAUGACUCUAUUGACCAAAUUUCUCUUCAAGAUACUACAAAGGACAUCUCUAGUGGCAUUGGUGCUGCCGUACCUGCCAAGAUAGCCCUUCCAAGCAAUACUAGUCAAGCAACUUUUACUCCAAUUGUUUUGAAUAGUAUCUCCAAAGAAGCAGGUUACAUGAAUUCUCUUCAAUGUGCAGAAGGAGCUAAGUCCCAACCCAAUCUGAAGUCUCUGUGCACGCCUGGUUCAGUUACUGCCAAUAAUGAUGGAAGGGAAAAAUUACGCCAUGCACAAAGAAACCUCCAUCUUUUGUUGAAACCAGAAUUAUCAAGCUUAUGUGGAACUUUGAGGCUUCCGGUGGAUGUCAAGUGUCUGGCUGAAAAGCUUCUUGAAUAUGUCAUGAAUAACCACCUCGUGGUUCGAGAUCCUGAGACUAUUCUGCAGGCAUUGAAAAUAUCGCUGUGUUGGCGAGCUGCUUCUUUCUUGAAGUACAAGUUGGAUCAUGGAGAGUCACUUGCACUUGCCAGAAAGUACUCGAAUUUUGAGUGCAGUUAUGAUCAAGCCUAUUCUGUUUAUUCAAAGCUGCGUAUGCUGAAGAAGAAGUUUUCCUGUCAAUCUGGCGCAUUAAAGGUUGACAAUAUCCUGAAUACUCCAGAGAAUCAAUUAUCUGCUGCAGGGUCAGAUCUUGCUGACUCUCUUGCAUCGGUGGAAGAUUCAGUAUCUUUAGCAUCAUCCCGUCGAGUGCUUGAAGGGACUGAAAUCAAGAAGAGUCCCAAUUCUGGAAAGAACUAUGAAAAUGUUAAUCCUGUGAAUGAAGAAAUGUCUGAACGUGGAACUACUGGAAAGCUUAGUCUGCACUUGAGUUCAUUUAAAAUGAAAACUGAUUCAAUUGAGAAAAUCUUUUUAAGAAGGGAAGAGAACCUCCUCCUAAAGCAACAGUUGGAAUUUACUGAGUUAGUUGGACGAAUGGAAGAGGAAAGGACAAGAUUGAAGGAGAUAUAUGAUCUCCAGUUGAACUCUAUCUAUUCUCAGCAUGUUGAUUUUGCAAUAAGGAAUGGAAAGAUAAAUUUAUUGAAUGAAGAGUUCUUCAAUAGUAUGUCUAAAUUUGAUCAAUACGUGAAAUGCCAGCAUAAAAAACUUGCCACAAUGCAGGUUGAUGCAAGGCGUAAGGAUAGACAGAUAAAACAUCAUUGGUUGAGGGAAGUUAAAGCUGGUAGGUCGGCUGAAUCAUUUGAUAGGUUGCCUUUGUCGGAAUCUGGAUUCUGUCUGGAGGAAUUCAAGGUCAAUGAGAUUACAGCUUCUCUUGGUUGGACUGAUGGAACUAGUAUACCCAACUCUGUUUCAGAUCCCGCACUGCCGUCCGAUUGUCAAGGCAUUGAUCUGAUUUCUGGAUGCCUUGCAGUCUCUUUUAAAUCAGGAGAACUAUCUGCUGAACCUCCUGCAUUUAGUCCCAACAGAGGAGAAACUCAUCUUGAAAGCUCAUCUACUGAAAGCCUCACAAAUGCUUCACAAGUUGAGACAUGCACUGUGCUGGUGGUGACUGAAAAUCCGGUUCCUCAACAAUGCACUGUGUCUCCAAUAUCUGUUGCACCUGAUAAAUUGCUUAUUGACUCUGUAAUUGUAGCAUCUGUUGAUGACAAACUACAUGGCAGUACAGAUAAUUCUAAUGGUCCAUGCUCUCCACAAAAUCUCCAGGUUAAUGUUCCCUUGGCUGAGAUAUCACAAUCUAGCGGUGAAACUCAUGCAUCAGUAGACCAGGUGCCCUCUCCUGAAGUGAGUCAAAGGCCAGAUGGCAACCAAGGCUGUAGUUCUCUGAUUGAAACUGUGGAACCUCUUCUACAUUCUGCUGAUCAGCCUACUACAUGCCAUGCUUCUGAUGUCUCACACCACUUUCAGGUUCAGGCGUCGUCAUCUACUGACAUGACUACAGUACAGAUGAUGUUACCUACAUUAAAUGAGGGAGGUGCCAUUAAUCAGAUAGAUCAUUCUACACGACAAACUGAAGAUUGCCUGCAGCAGCCGUUGAUUAACGCUCAAGCACAAGAAGGGCACUUAAAUCAACUAUUUUCACAGUCUAUGCCUACAACAUCAUCUUCUAGUAGUCAUACACUUACAGUAAGAGCACAGCCUGAAGUUUUUGAUGGUGUUCGUGUUCAACCAGAGGCAGAAGGUCGUCUUCCUCAAAAUGUUCCGAUAGGACCAUGGUUACCUCCUCAAGUGCUUCAUCCUGACCCACUUCUAAAUGAACUAAUAAGGAUACGUAAACAUGAGGAUUCAUUUACUAAGAUGCAUGAAGAUAAGAAACUUCAACUUAAGCAAGAGUGCGAACAAGAAAUGCAGAAGGUAAGGAUGAAAUAUGAUAAAUUAAUUCAGGAUUCAGAGACAGAAUAUCUCCACGGCAAGGAGUCAUUUGGGUCAAUCUAUAAGAAAGUUCUCUUGAAUAAAAUUUUAGCGGAGGAAUUUAGGGCCAGAUUCAUUGAAAACAAGGGAGGUGCUUCAGCUGCUAUUCCAGGUUCUUCAGGUGCCCACCCAAGUAGCAUGCGGCAGUUGCAUCAGGUUCCUCAAUCACAGCAUGGACAGAGAGCAGCCAUGGCACUUGCCUCUGCACUGGUUCCGUCCCCGGCCACCCAACCUUCGGUGCAGUCUCCAUCAUCCCUUUCUGCUGCCCGGCUUCUUACUCCCGUCCGACCUCAUCUCAGCUCCAUGCAUCUAGCACGUCCUAAUCUCCAUGCGGGAGGUGAAACACGUGCGCCUGCUCCACAUCUUCAGCGUUCCCGGCCUCAGCUGCCACUGUCUGCUGUCCAGUCACACAUCAAUAGCGGUCAGCCACAUCUACUGGCAAAUAAGGGCUCCUUGCCUCUCUCAACUCCACAGGUUUCACCCGUUGUCCCACAUAUAUAUGCAUCAAGGGCUCCUGCAAGUGGGACAUCUCAACCUGAAUCUCGAGAUACUAACAAUAAUGAUGUUCUGCCGAGACUGUCACAACCACCUAGAUCGGAAUUUGAAAGAUGGCUUGCAUCAAACCAGACACUGGCAGCUGGUGAACCGCAGGCUCUCCCAAGUGUGGAUGCUCCCAGAACUCAUUCAACCUCUGGUGUGAAGGAUGUUGUCUGCAUCUCAGAUGAUGAAAACUAAUGAUCAGCCCUAGUGUCAUCGUCAGGAGCUCAUGUACCAUGGAGGUUGAGAUUUUGCUAACAUAGUGUACCAUAGAAGUUGAACGCCUCAUGUACAUUUCUCGGAAGGCAGGCCACAUUUGGAGUUUAACAAUGUAGUUUAGUCCGUUGAGUGUUGCGGCUUCAUGGUUGUUUAUGCCCAUGGGAAGAAGUUGAUAUAGCCCUGAUUGACAUCCUUCCUACCCACUGAAUAUAAAUAUAUUGCAGGAAUUAUUGAAUCUGCUUUGGACGCGUACAAUCUGUAAAUCAGUAAAUUGUGUUAAUAUAUGCUGAUCAUUUCAUUCUUAAUCUGUGCAUCCCCAAUGAAAUUACUUCUGCUGCGGGUAUUUGUGUUUUAUUUA
Messenger RNA from Dioscorea cayenensis subsp. rotundata (Guinea yam), 7584 nucleotides. RefSeq names its product chromodomain-helicase-DNA-binding protein Mi-2 homolog. Gene Ontology annotation, biological process: negative regulation of transcription by RNA polymerase II; chromatin remodeling. The coding region runs from base 141 to 7205 and encodes 2354 amino acids. The transcript has 21 exons. Gene Ontology annotation, cellular component: nucleus; chromatin. Gene Ontology annotation, molecular function: ATP hydrolysis activity; histone binding; DNA binding. The record is from RefSeq and is a predicted model, not a curated record. NCBI's taxonomy places the organism in Eukaryota, Viridiplantae, Streptophyta, Magnoliopsida, Dioscoreales, Dioscoreaceae.